AUGGCACCCCGUCAAGUAAAGACAAACUCUGAGUUCGUGGUGUUUGAUACUCCAUCGCCUUAUGACAACGUCAUGGGGAAACCAUUGAUAUUCAUUUUGAAAGAAGCAGUGACACUAUACCACUAUUCAAUUAAAUUUCUCACUCCCCAUGGUGUGGGCGAAGUCAAAGGAAACAUGGAGCUCACUGAUACAUGUCAAUUGAAAGCCUACAGCUGCCAUCUACGUACCCUCCUGGGAGUGCAUAUGGUUCAUGUAUCGGAUUUCGAACUCAAUUCAAUAGACACGUGGAUCAAAAUCGAAGGGGGAGAACCCGUCGAAGAGUUGGAAAGAGUCCAAGUUUGUGCCGACAACCCAUCAAAAGAACUGAAAGUCGGACGCAAGCUGCAACCCUCCACCCGAAGUGAAAUUGUUGCUUUUCUUAGACAGAACCUUGAUGUCUUUGCUUGGGACCAUGGGGACAUGAGAAGAAUAGACCCUGAAAUUGCCUACCACAAAUUGGAGAAACUGUUGUACAACGGUUUCCUUCGAGAAGCAAAAUAUCCAAAGUGGGUCGCAAACUUGGUUCUUGUAAAAAAACACAAUGGAGAUCGGAGGGUAUGCAUAGACUUCACCGACCUCAACAAAGCAUGCCCCAAAGACAGUUUUCUCCUAUCGAGAAUAGAUCAAAUGGUGGACGCCACUGCAGAACACGAACUACUUAGCUUCAUGGAUGCAUACUCCGGCUACAAUCGCUACCAAUGUAUGGCCCAGAUUAGGAACAUACUUCGUUUAUGA
Olea europaea var. sylvestris is the source of this 774-nucleotide messenger RNA. RefSeq lists its product as uncharacterized. The record is from RefSeq and is a predicted model, not a curated record. NCBI's taxonomy places the organism in Eukaryota, Viridiplantae, Streptophyta, Magnoliopsida, Lamiales, Oleaceae. Bases 1 to 774 code for a protein of 257 amino acids. The transcript has 2 exons.